AUGGCAGAUGUGAAGAAGUGGACCGAAGUGUUAACAGCUGCUGAAUUGAUUAAAUCAAGGAAUCCAAUUGCUAAUCACGUUGCAAUCGAUAAAGGUGACAUUACCAAGUUAGAAGUCGAUGCCAUUGUCAACGCAGCAAACAGCUCACUUCUGGGUGGUGGUGGAGUGGAUGGAGCCAUUCAUCGUGCAGCAGGCCGAGCCUUAUAUGAAGAAUGCAAAAAAUUGAAUGGUUGUAGAGUGGGUGAAGCUAAAAUAACCAAAGCAUACAAUCUGAAACAUAUAAAACAUAUUAUACAUACGGUAGGUCCGCAGGUUCACUCACAAGUUACCGAUGAACAACGAGAACUUUUGAAGUCUUGUUACAUAGAAUCCUUGGAGCUUGCAGUUGCUAAUAAUCUGAGAACUGUUGCUUUUCCCUGUAUUUCGACCGGCGUUUAUGGUUAUCCUAAUGAUGAUGCAUGCAAUGUUGUUAUCAGUUCGGUUUUGACUUGGCUGGAAAGCAAUAAAGAUAAGAUGGACAAAGUAAUCUUCGUCACAUUUUUGGAUGUAGAUUACGAAUUAUACAAAAAAUAUUUAAAGGAGAAAAUGGCAUUAUUUACCACAGCGGAACAAAUUGUGAAUCUGAAUGUUGGUGGACAUCGGUUUGCUACUACACGACAUACUUUAACAUGGAUACCAGAUACCUUUUUUACGAGUUUAUUAAGUGGAAGAAUCCCUACUGUUCGUGAUGAAACAGGCGCGUUUAUAACUUAUCAAUUUAAGGUUUUCAUUGAUCGAGAUCCAGAAAUUUUUCGGAUAAUUUUGAAUUAUUUGCGAACGAAACAAAUUGAUUUAAGUGGAGUGAGCUUAGUGAACUUGAAACAUGAAGCGCAGUAUUAUGGCCUUGGCCCUCUUGUGAAACGAUUAACUUUGUGUGAAGAAUUAGAUGAAUGCGGUUGUGGUGAUGUUCUUUUUAAUGCUCUGUUACCUCCUCCUACAUUGCCCUUAAACGAAAAUCAUAAAACUUCCUCAUCUACUCCAAAUAGCUAUCAUCCAUCAAAUUCAUCACAUGACUUAAUGUCAGUCCCUUUCCCUUCACUUCAUUUUCAAUAUCCAAGCGAAUCUAUUGUACCUGCAAAUGAAGGAGGAUCAAAUAAUUCGGUUUCGAAAGCAUUACAGCAACCACGAUUGCUGCCGAGCAUGGAAGCUAAAUUUCAGGCAAGAUUGCGAGUACCACAAGCAGUGGAAGCUUUAGUUGAAAAAACUAUAAAAGGCACUUCACAUUCGUCAACGAGGACAUUUCUUGAAAAUCAUACUUCAUAUAAUGAAGAAGUGAAUAUGGAAGGAUCAGAGGUAGCAAAUCUACCAGUACAAAGUGGUAGUAUCAUGUCUGGAAAUGUCUUACGGGUAACUGCAUCAGAUAUACAGACAUGUAGCGCAGAUGUUAUCCUCAAAAGCGAACUUUCAUUGUUGAUGCGCUAUUCUGCCCGCAUGUCUGAUCAGUUAUCAGGACCUUUACGUGUUCGUGUUAUUCGAGCACACAAUAAUUCAAUUGCUGUUGGAUAUGCGAAUUUUGUUUGCUGUUACAGGUCAACACACGGGAUAAUGAAGGAAAGUUUGGGUUGGCAGCAACUAUACAUGUCGCCACGUAUGGAUGCACUUGUUCGUCAUGUGGCACUGUAUGCAAAGUUUGGAGAAAAAAUGCUGGCCGUUGCACUAUCAAAUAAUGAGAUACAUUUGUGGAACAUCUCAGAAGAUGAUGUUAAUUUUGGAGCCAAAAUUGGAAUGUUCACUCUGUUGGUUGCUGUCGACAAGCUAUUUUUCAUUGGGAGCCAGUUAGUGGCACUAAGCAAAAUUGGUAAAGUAGGGAUCUGGCAUUCAAUGACUCACAAUUGGCAAGUUCAAGAUGUGGUAUCAAUAUCGUGUUAUGAUACAGCAGGAUCAUUUCUGCUCCUUGGUUGCACUAAUGGGUCCAUUUAUUACAUCGAUAUGCAAAAAUUUCCAUUGCGAAUGAAAGAUAAUGAUUUGCUCAUCACAGAGCUUUAUCGAGACCCAAAGGCUGACGUCAUUACCGCCAUAAGUGUCUAUUUGACUCCAAAAACAAACCUUCGAGGAAACUGGAUCGAAAUUGCUUAUGGAACUUCAAGUGGUAGUGUAAGAGUAAUUGUGCAGCAUCCAGAAACUGUUGGGCACGGCCCACAGCUCUUCCAGACUUACACUGUACAUACAUCACCGGUCACACGAGUUGCCUUAACAGCUAAUCAUCUCAUUAGCGGCUUUCUUCAUAACAUAACUGCAUUUAUUGAAGUAUGUGGUGAGUAUAAUCAUGUACGGUCUUGGGGCGUGACGCGUUUUCGAGGCAUGAUUUCGACUCAACCUGGUAGUACAUCAUUAGCAUCUUUCAAAGUUCUAACACUAGACAGUACUGACGAGAUGCUUGAUGCGGAUGGAAAUGAUCCAGGUACUUAUUUCAUCAGUUCACUUUGUUUUACUCAUUAA
Molecule: messenger RNA, 2478 nt
Organism: Thelazia callipaeda (thelaziosis nematode)
Lineage: Eukaryota; Metazoa; Nematoda; Chromadorea; Rhabditida; Thelaziidae
Source: the annotation of a GenBank genome assembly